CUGGGUGCCGUGUACGGGACCGAAAUGGAGAACUCCUCGAUAAGCUAUGAUUACGAGGACUAUAGCCCGGGUCCUGACCUGCCUGUAGACUGUGGGCCUGGCGGCUCCUGUGGCUCCGUGAACCCUCUCCAGGUAUCUCCUCUGUUGCUUUAUGCUGUAGUUUUCCUAGUGGGAGUGCCAGGAAAUGCCAUCGUGGCCUGGGUGACUGGGGCCAUAGCGCAUCGGUCAGCUCCCUCCAUCUGGUUCUUGAACCUGGCCGUAGCUGACCUGCUCUGCUGCCUGUCCCUGCCCCUGAUGGCCGUGCCAGUCAUCCUCAAAGGCGCCUGGCCCUUUGGCUUGGCCGCCUGCCGCCUUCUGCCCUCGGCCAUCCUGUUCAACAUGUAUGCCAGUGUCCUGCUCUUGGCCGGCGCCAGCAUCUGCCGGUGCCUGGCCGUGUUUUGGCCAGGGAGGGCCUGGGACCGCCUGUGGCCGGUGUGGGCAGGCUGCGGGGUCGCCUGGGCCCUGGCGCUGCUGCUCACUGUCCCCUCCGUGCUGACCCGACGACUUCACCAGGAAUUCUUCCCGAAGCGAUACGAGUGUGUCGUGGACUACGGCCCGUCCCACAAGGUGGAGUGGGCCGUGGCUGGCAUCCGCUUCGUGGGCGGCUUUCUCGUGCCCCUGGGGAUCGUGGCCGGCUGCCACGUAGCCCUGCUGGCUCACCUGAGGGGGCGGCCGGAGCCCCGGGCCCUGCACCUGUUGACCCUGGCCGUGGUCGGCUUCUUCCUGUGUUGGGGACCUUACCACGUGGUGGGGCUGACGAUAGCCGCCGCGGCCCCUCAUUCGGAGCUCCUGGCCAGCGUCCUGCAGGCCGAGGCUCUCGUUAUAGGCUUGGCCUUGGCCAAUAGCUGUCUCAACCCCAUGCUGUUCCUGCUCUUAGGCCGGACUCAGCUCAGGAAGUCCCUCUGGGCUGCCUGCCGCCUGGCUCUGGGAGAGGAUGCCGAAGGGGAGGGAGCGGACGGGCCCAGCAGCAAAAAGUCCACCAGCGAAGGACAGGUCUCCGACACCGUCUAGAUGGAGGAGGAGCAGGGUUCGAGGCUUGGCUCUACGGCCAGGGACCGUGGCCAAGUUCCCACAGCCUCUCGGGUUGGCCGUCUCUCAAUGGAGGGUCUGGACAGAGUCACCAAGCGGCCCCCGAGGCCCGGCCCAGGACCGAGAGGAGGGACCCGGGCGUACAAAAAUGCAAAUAUUCUUCUAGGUUAGCCCUUUCUGUUGUAGCAGAGAAGUCGUCAUUCGACCCGACUUUAUCCCUUUCGGUUCUCUUCGACGAGUACAAAGGACAACAAUGGCGGAAGGGGACGGCUGAACCACUCGUGUGGAUCGCAGGAAGGCGACGGGGAUCGACUGCACUAUAAGAAAGGGAGGAACGUGGCGGGAGAGUCUUUUAUGACUGACACCGAGCGAAGCGAGCAGAGCCAGAAGAACAAAUCGCCGAAUGCCCAGAAGGGCGGUGGGAGAGGGCGACAGAGCUCUGACCAAAGCGGGGUCCGAGGGUGCCUUCGAAGGGCUGCUAAAGAAACGACUCUCACCGGGCUCGCCUGUGAUUGGCAUCGGGCUCGCCUGUGAUUGGCAUCCGGCUCGGAAUAUUGGCCCCUUUUGCCCCUUCCGCCUCUCAGUGAUGUAAUAUUUUACUCCUUGAGUAGAAGUUGGCUGCAAAUGGUUAUUAAACCAGUCUAGGUGGUUGUCCUGAUAUUCCAUAUUAACUUUUCAAUAAAACAUCUCA
This is a messenger RNA of Gracilinanus agilis (Agile Gracile Mouse Opossum), 1759 nucleotides long. It is a transcript of the gene C5AR2, whose product is annotated as complement C5a receptor 2. Gene Ontology annotation, molecular function: G protein-coupled receptor activity; complement component C5a receptor activity. Gene Ontology annotation, cellular component: plasma membrane. Lineage: Eukaryota; Metazoa; Chordata; Mammalia; Didelphimorphia; Didelphidae. Gene Ontology annotation, biological process: phospholipase C-activating G protein-coupled receptor signaling pathway; inflammatory response; chemotaxis. The record is from RefSeq and is a predicted model, not a curated record. The coding region runs from base 25 to 1050 and encodes 341 amino acids. The transcript has a single exon.